Pseudoliparis swirei is the source of this 845-nucleotide messenger RNA. RefSeq names its product ras-related protein Rab-39B. Gene Ontology annotation, molecular function: GTP binding; GTPase activity. Gene Ontology annotation, cellular component: Golgi membrane. Lineage: Eukaryota; Metazoa; Chordata; Actinopteri; Perciformes; Liparidae. Bases 204 to 845 code for a protein of 213 amino acids. The transcript has 4 exons. Gene Ontology annotation, biological process: Rab protein signal transduction. The record is from RefSeq and is a predicted model, not a curated record.
UCCACAAGGAAACCGCGCACCCCUCGACCCGGACUCCCGGACCCGCUGCUCAGCGUCCGCCUCCGGGCUCUUUGAAGGCGGACCCGUCGGUGCCAUGGAGCCCCGGCCGGCCCGGUGCUGAGCGGCGCGAGGAGCAUCCACCCCGGCCUGAACGCACCGCUGCUCCACAGCAGACACGCAGGCAGACUCGCGCGCGCCGAGUCAUGGAGGCGAUCUGGCUGUACCAGUUCCGGCUGAUCGUCAUCGGGGACUCCACGGUGGGCAAGUCGUGCCUGAUCCGCCGCUUCACGGAGGGCCGCUUCGCCCAGGUGUCCGACCCCACGGUGGGCGUGGACUUCUUCUCCCGCCUGGUGGAGAUCGAGCCGGGCAAGAGGAUCAAGCUGCAGAUCUGGGACACCGCGGGGCAGGAGCGCUUCAGGUCCAUCACCAGGGCUUACUACCGCAACUCCGUGGGCGGCCUCCUCCUCUUCGACAUCACCAACCGCCGCUCCUUCCAGAACGUCCACGACUGGCUGGAGGAGGCCCGCAGCCACGUGCAGCCGCACAGCAUCGUCUUCCUGCUGGUGGGCCACAAGUGUGACCUGGAGGCUCAGCGGCAGGUGACCCGCCAGGAAGCGGAGAAGCUGGCGGGGGCGUACGGGAUGCGCUACGUGGAGACGUCGGCCCGCGACGCCACCAACGUGGAGCACGCCUUCACCGAGCUGACCAGGGACAUCUUCGCCCUGGUGCGGUCCGGAGACAUCACCAUCCAGGAGGGCUGGGAGGGCGUGAAGAGCGGCUUCGUCCCCAACGUCGUUCACUCUUCGGAGGAAGUGACCAAGAGCGACCGCCGCUGUCUGUGUUGA